AUGGAGAAGACUGGAAGAAGCCAGUUUGGGAUGAGAAGAAAUCAGCAUUACCGCAUUCGAAACGGAGAAUUUCAAAGGAUUUUUGAUCAGGAUGCAAAGCAGGAGACCAUUUUCGAAAACAUUGCCAAACCAGUUGCUGAGAGCGUCCUGGCAGGUUACAAUGGCACCAUCUUUGCAUAUGGACAAACAGGCAGUGGUAAGACGUUCACCAUUACGGGUGGGGCGGAGCGCUACAGCGACAGAGGCAUCAUCCCAAGGACACUGUCAUACAUUUUUGAGCAAGUACAAAAGGACAGCAGCAAAAUGUAUACAACGCACAUUUCCUAUUUGGAAAUCUACAAUGAAUGUGGUUAUGAUCUAUUGGAUCCAAGACAUGAAGCCUCCAGUUUGGAAGAUUUGCCGAAAGUGACAGUCCUGGAGGACCCUGAUCAGAAUAUCCACCUGAAAAACUUAUCUCUUCAUCAGGCGACCACAGAGGAAGAAGCUCUGAAUCUGCUUUUCUUGGGCGACACCAACAGAAUGAUUGCAGAGACGCCUAUGAACCAGGCUUCAACCCGUUCUCACUGCAUUUUCACCGUUCACCUGUCAAGCAAGGAGCCAGGAUCUGCAACCGUGAGACAUGCCAAGCUGCAUUUGGUGGACCUGGCUGGUUCAGAGCGGGUUGCCAAGACUGGAGUUGGAGGCCAGCUUCUGACAGAGGCCAAGUAUAUCAACUUGUCACUGCAUUACUUAGAACAGGUCAUCAUCGCCCUCUCGGAAAAGCACCGCGCGCACGUCCCGUAUCGGAACUCCAUGAUGACCAGCGUCCUGAGAGACAGCCUGGGAGGGAACUGCAUGACGACCAUGGUCGCCACCCUCUCUUUAGAGAAGAGGAAUAUAGACGAGUCUAUAUCUACCUGCAGAUUUGCACAGCGAGUGGCACUCAUAAAGAACGAAGCUGUUCUUAAUGAAGAAAUCGAUCCCAAAUUGAUGAUUAUACGCCUACAAAAGGAAAUCCAGGAACUCAGGGAUGAGCUGGCCAUUGUCACUGGGGAGCAGAGGACAGAGGCGCUCACAGAAGCAGAGCUCCUUCAGCGCCAGGGAAGAGUGGCGGCUUUCCAUGAAAAGCUGCAUAAGGCUGGCAGUGUUUUUGCCGCCUCAGCUUUGAGGAAGAAAAGAACAGAGCGUGGAGAGAAUGGGAGUAUCCUUCUCAUGCCAGCUGAAGAAAAAGGAUCGUGUGAUAGUCACACAAUUUUUAAACGUAUCCGCCACACACUCUGUGAGCUGUGGAUCUCAGAUCUGAAAGGAAUUCCAGAAACGUCCUUUGUAUUAAACAGCAUCUUGCUGCAAGCACCAAUUUAUCCCAUGCCAAACAACAAGGAGCACAGGUACCCACCGCUGCUUCAGUCCCUCACCCAAGACUGGCUGCCCAAGCGGAGAGCUCGGAGUCUAGGAAAUGCGAGCUCACAGUUGGGAGUGACUAGGAAUAUGAGGACUGCCAGCAUGGAGAAAGACAAAACAAGCGUUUACAGCGCGGAGGCCUCAAGAACGAAGCAACAGGAGUGGUUGCUGGCAUUCCAUCCACGAAGCAACCGCAGGACCGAGAGAUCUUGA
Messenger RNA from Capra hircus (goat), 1593 nucleotides. RefSeq names its product kinesin-like protein KIF6. Gene Ontology annotation, biological process: microtubule-based movement. NCBI's taxonomy places the organism in Eukaryota, Metazoa, Chordata, Mammalia, Artiodactyla, Bovidae. The transcript is spliced from 11 exons. Bases 1 to 1593 code for a protein of 530 amino acids. Gene Ontology annotation, molecular function: microtubule motor activity; ATP binding; microtubule binding. The record is from RefSeq and is a predicted model, not a curated record.